Molecule: messenger RNA, 2456 nt
Organism: Trichoplusia ni (cabbage looper)
Lineage: Eukaryota; Metazoa; Arthropoda; Insecta; Lepidoptera; Noctuidae
Gene: Zip89B
Product: zinc transporter ZIP1-like
Exons: 5
Coding region: 181-1308 (375 amino acids)
Biological process (GO): zinc ion transmembrane transport
Cellular component (GO): plasma membrane
Molecular function (GO): zinc ion transmembrane transporter activity
Source: RefSeq, a predicted model, not a curated record
AGCCGGCCGGCCGCGCUGCGCUCGCGCAUAGUACGCGCGUCGCUCUCAGACGGCGCACGCGCACCGCUGAUACGCACCGCACUAUAAAAGGGAAGCCGCCCUUCGCGCAACACACUCUCGCGUCUCUUCUUCAGCAAGAAGCACCAUCAGUUACUUGUAAUAGUAAUUAGUUGUGUCACAAUGUCCGCGGAACAUGUGCAAGUGAUGUUGCGGCACGCAGAGGACGAUACCGAGGGGGUCGUCCUGGCCAAGGGGGUGUCCAUGAUCGUGCUGUUCUGUGCCUCUAUGAUCUGCGGUCUGGCACCUCUGCUGUUGGCUAAAAAGUUCCAUUGGUUGUCGGCUGAAGAUGCGGGAAACCUCAAGACUACGAACAGGGUGGUGAUGACCUUGCUGUCGUUUGGAGGUGGUGUCCUGCUUUCCACGACCUUCAUGCACUUGGUGCCUGAGGUCCAACACAAUGUGGAGUACCUUCAGAGCAUUGGUUCCAUCAACGAGUUCGAUUUCUCCUUAACUCCUCUGCUGACAUGCUGCGGCUUCUUCAUCAUGUACCUGGUGGAGGAACUGGUCCACAUGUACAUCCACUACAGGGAGAAGAAGAAUGGUCAAGUGGCCCCCCUUGUCAGGAACCUGAGUGUUCGUCAGAGCCGCAGCGGAAUCACCAGCAACGGAGAAAAGAGUGCCACUAACUCUACCGCUGAUCUUGUUGAAUCAAAAAAGGACCUUGAGAGCCACCAGCACAAUGGCCAUUCACACCAUCACAGCCACAUGCCCAUGAACGUAGGAGAUGACGUCACUUCUGCCCUAAGAGGACUACUCAUUGUACUCGCUCUGUCUAUUCACGAGUUGUUCGAGGGCUUAGCUGUCGGUUUGGAAUCGAGCACUUCUCAUGUUUGGUACAUGUUGGGAGCGGUUUCGGCUCACAAACUCGUUAUUGCUUUCUGUAUUGGUGUAGAACUCAUCGCUACCCGCACUAAGACUUGGCUGACGAUAGUUUACAUUACUACUUUUGCCAUAGUCUCUCCUUUGGGCAUUGGUAUUGGUCUCUUGCUUGUGGGAGGCCAAGGCGCUGCUGCUGCCGGUCUCUCCUCCGUGGUACUCCAAGGUCUGGCGUCAGGAACUCUGCUCUACGUCAUCUUCUUUGAAAUUUGGAAGGGCGACAGAACUGGAAUCCUUCAAUACUUUGCCUCGGUCAUUGGAUUCUUCGUCAUGUUCGGUUUACAGUUGUUGACUGGACACUCGCACAGCCACUCCCAUGGCGGUGGCGGCCAUGACCACAGCCACGACCACGGACAUUCCCACGAUAAAUAAAUGCCAGACUAAAGACUGUGAUGCCAAUGCCAGCACACGUAAUAAAUGUAUGAAUCAGAACAUAGAAGGACAAUAUACCUACCGUCACAAACGUCCUAUUCCUGUAUAUUGUAACUAGUGUUAUGACCAAAUGACAAUAUUAUUUGUAUGUGAUAAAUUAUGAUGUGUAUGAUAACGUUAGAAUUAGUUAAACUAAGUUAGUGUGUAUUCUAAGUAUUUUGUUAUAAUGAGAUGCAGGUUAGGAGAGCUCAGUAAAAUAUAAUUAUGUUAUUUAAUUUCGGAACAUACUCACUUUUUAGGGUAAUGAGUGUUAGUGUUGCCAUUAGUUGCUGUUAUUUAACCCUGUAUUCGUAUAAUCGUAUUUUAUAAAUAAAACAGAAAAGUGAGAUUCCGAAUUAAAAUACUUUCUAGUCAUCAGCUGCAUAAUAUUAAUUUGUAGUGUUUGAUUAUUAUCAAUUCCUAAUGCUGCUAUGCAAUGAAACUUGACUGUUUUCUUUAUGUCUAGCCUGCAUUUCGGCUAGAUAUUUAAAUAAAUGAAUGUUAGCUAGACUAAUAUACUUAGAGACGAGUUAGUAAUAAAACGUGAUUUGUUCUAUUUUGUUUCCCAUAGUGAUUAAAAUUCAAAUGUAUUAUGUUUAAAGAAAUUAUUUUUUCUAGAUAUCAACCGCAUCAUUACAUUUCUAAUUUUAAGUACAAGUGUAAUUUCUUACUUAAUAUUGAAUGUCUGUCUGUGAUAUUGUUGAAGCAGGAAGAUGGAGUUGGAUCGGAUGAGCCAUACAUUGCAAAGCUAAUAGCUGUUAGAGAUAAAUACUUAAUUAAGUUAUUAACGCUACUGAAGUACAAAAUUCCUUGAAUUAUGUGGCUAACCCAUUAAGAAAUUAUAAUGCUAUUAAUGCGAAGUUAAUCGUGCUCGUAAAACAUUCCUGGCCUAUAGGUAAAACAUAAACAUAAACACCUAAAUAUCUUAAUGCUUAAAAUACUUAAGGAACUAUUGAUUUUAGAUGCUUCAGUAUUUUGGGGAAAAUUGUCGCCUUGACUCGGGUGGAACAGAGAAAAAUGUGUACUUAGUAAAUUAUUUCAAUAACAUUUAUUAUUAAUGCAAUUUUGUAAUUAUUUGUACAUAAAUAAACCAUAAAUAAUAGUACCAC